Messenger RNA from Tarenaya hassleriana, 1526 nucleotides. RefSeq names its product putative MO25-like protein At5g47540. The transcript is spliced from 11 exons. NCBI's taxonomy places the organism in Eukaryota, Viridiplantae, Streptophyta, Magnoliopsida, Brassicales, Cleomaceae. Gene Ontology annotation, biological process: intracellular signal transduction. Gene Ontology annotation, molecular function: protein serine/threonine kinase activator activity. Bases 312 to 1346 code for a protein of 344 amino acids. The record is from RefSeq and is a predicted model, not a curated record.
UUCCGAAUUUGAUCGCAGCUAAAUUUCAGGAAAAAUAGAGAUAUACAUGUGUAUAUAGCAGCAGCAUGCUAAAAAUAUAGACGGAAGAGGCAUGGUGGAACCCAAACCCUAGGAGAUCCAGAAAUCGAGAGAGGGAGAGGUCAAAGGAGGUAAGGAUAGGGACGUGCGUGUCCAAGACAGGUGCUGGGCAUGUGCCCGGGGCCUCUGGAAAGUCCGCGAAGAGGCUCUCGUCCCAGCACCUCGGAGGUGGAUCCGGUUCCGGUUCCGUCGGAGAAGCGACUGAUCAGUCUGAUCUCGUCGGCGGACCUAAGAUGAAGGGCCUCUUCAAAUCCAAGCCUCGCACUCCCCCCGAUAUCGUCCGCCAGACGCGCGAUCUCCUCCUCUACGCCGAUCGAGCCGUCUCCUUGCCUGACCUCCGAGAAUCCAAGCGAGAGGAGAAGAUGGCAGAGCUUAGCAAGAAUAUCCGGGAGAUGAAGUCGAUCCUAUAUGGAAACAGUGAGGCUGAGCCUGUCGCUGAAGCCUGUGCCCAGUUGACUCAGGAAUUCUUUAAGGAGAAUACUCUCCGCCUCUUAAUUAGAUGUCUCCCGACACUCAACUUGGAGGCCAGGAAAGAUGCUACACAGGUUGUUGCAAAUUUACAGAGGCAACAAGUCAAUUCAAGGCUGAUUGCAUCUGAUUAUCUGGAAGCCAACAUUGAUCUUAUGGAUAUCCUUAUAGAAGGCUAUGAGAACACGGACAUGGCUUUACAUUAUGGUGCUAUGUUGAGGGAGUGCAUCCGCCAUCAGACUGUUGCAAAAUAUGUUUUGGAAUCACGGCACAUGAAGAAGUUUUUCGAUUUCAUACAGCUCCCCAAUUUUGACAUUGCUGCAGAUGCUGCUGCAACCUUUAAGGAACUCUUGACAAGGCACAAGUCUACUGUCGCUGAGUUUCUCUCUAAGAAUUAUGACUGGUUCUUUGCUGAGUAUAACUCAAAGCUUCUCGAAUCCAGUAAUUAUAUUACCAGACGACAGGCUGUUAAGUUGUUGGGUGAUAUAUUGCUGGAUCGAUCAAAUUCAGCUGUAAUGACGAAAUAUGUGAGCUCCAGAGAUAACUUAAGGAUUCUCAUGAAUCUUCUCAGAGAAUCAAGCAAGAGCAUACAAAUUGAAGCUUUCCAUGUCUUCAAGCUGUUUGCAGCGAACCAAAACAAGCCUCCAGACAUUGUCAACAUUCUUGUGGCAAACAGAAACAAGCUUCUGCGACUGUUGGCCGAUUUCAAGCCUGACAAAGCAGAGGACGAGAGGUUCGAAGCGGACAAAGCUCAGGUGGUGAGGGAAAUUGCAGGGCUUGAGCCAAGAGAUCGUGCAUGACCCCCCCUCCUACACUGUCUACAAGGGGCUCUCUCUUUCUUUCUUUCUUUCCUGCACUGUAAUUUUGGAAGACCAAUUUUUUGAAGCACCAGUUGAUGUUAGGUUACACUUGUCUGCUCCUCUCCGUCUAAAAAUCAGGACCCAUCUAUAUAUAUGGAUAUAUACAUACAUUCACAUGUA